Messenger RNA from Pyrus x bretschneideri (Chinese white pear), 1116 nucleotides. Its product is annotated as 60S ribosomal protein L7a-2-like. NCBI's taxonomy places the organism in Eukaryota, Viridiplantae, Streptophyta, Magnoliopsida, Rosales, Rosaceae. Gene Ontology annotation, biological process: ribosome biogenesis. The record is from RefSeq and is a predicted model, not a curated record. The transcript has 7 exons. Bases 141 to 917 code for a protein of 258 amino acids. Gene Ontology annotation, cellular component: ribonucleoprotein complex.
UCGGAAAAAAACCCAAGUUCCGCAAUUGGGCCACUUAUAUGUAGUUCACACUCAGCGCCACCCCGAGAGCUUCCGCUUAGUUUUAGGGUUUCAUUCGCCGUAAACCCCAGAAGGCCACUGAAGAUCUCACCAACCCGAAAAUGGCCCCAAAGAGAGGUGUGAAACCUGCAGCACUUGCCAAGAAGAAAACUGAGAAGGUUGUGAACCCACUAUUUGAGAAGCAUACCAAACAGUUUGGUAUUGGUGGGGCUUUGCCUCCUAAGAGAGAUCUGCACCGAUUUGUUAAGUGGCCCAAGGUUGUUCGUAUCCAGAGGAAGAAGAGGAUCCUUAAGCAACGUUUGAAGGUCCCACCAGCACUUAACCAGUUCACCAAGACUCUGGACAAGAACCUCGCUACAAGUCUCUUCAAGUUGCUUCUGAAGUACAGGCCCGAGGACAAAGCUGCAAAGAGGGAACGUCUUCUGAAAAGAGCUCAAGAGGAAUCUGAAGGAAAAACUGUUGAGGCAAAGAAGCCUAUUGUUCUGAAAUAUGGACUUAACCAUGUCACCUACCUGAUCGAGCAGAACAAGGCCCAGCUUGUUGUUAUUGCUCAUGAUGUGGACCCUAUCGAGUUGGUUGUAUGGCUUCCUGCCUUGUGCAGGAAGAUGGAGAUCCCAUACUGCAUUGUGAAGGGGAAAUCCCGUCUUGGAGCGCUUCUCCACAAGAAAACUGCUGCUGCACUUUGUUUGACCACCGUUAAGAAUGAGGAUAAGCUUGAGUUCAGCAAAAUUCUGGAGGCUAUCAAGGCCAACUUCAACGAUAAGUACGAGGAGUUGAGAAAGAAGUGGGGAGGCGGUAUCAUGGGUGCCAAAUCACAGGCCAAGACCAAGGCGAAGGAGAAGCUCUUAGCAAAGGAAGCCGCACAGAGGCUGAACUAAGAGUAUCUUCCAGCGUGGAGGGUGCUCGUCAUUUGGUUGUCUUUUGUUCUUUCGAAACUAGUCUGUUCGCCCCCUAUUAUCACUUACAAAUCAACUUCAACUUUGUAUCACUCUGGUUAGAGUGUGACCUUGUAGUAUCUAUUGUUUGUCUGCCUUUGAAUCCUUGACCAAUGGUUAUUGGACUUAAUACUUUAGCAUA